Molecule: messenger RNA, 795 nt
Organism: Miscanthus lutarioriparius
Lineage: Eukaryota; Viridiplantae; Streptophyta; Magnoliopsida; Poales; Poaceae
Source: the annotation of a GenBank genome assembly
AUGAGAAGGGGAGCGAUGGCGAGGCUGGCGGUGGCCGCGAGGGCGUUCUCCGCCUCGGCUUCCGGCGCGGGCGCCGGCGGCGUGUCCAUGGUGCAGGGGGCGUCCCGGGGCAUCGGUCUCGAGUUCGUGCGGCAGCUGCUGCGGAGAAGCGGCGAAGGCCGCGUCGUCGCCACGUGCCUCGCGCCGGGUUCCGCGGCCGAGCUCGAGAAGCUCAAGGAGGAGCACGCGCCCGGGCGCCUCACCGUGCUGCUGCUCGACGUCACCGACAAGAGCACCCUAGAGGCAGCUGCGGCCUCAAUCACGGAGACCCACGGUUCUCUUGACCUUCUGAUCAACUCUGCAGGCAUCCUUUCGAUCCCGAAUACUACACUAAGCAAGGUUCAGAAGUCAACGCUUAUGCUGGCAUAUGAGCACAUGUGGCCAUUACUGAAGAUUGGAGGUCGCUCCGAGACCGGGAGAGGAUUUGCAUUGGUUGCAAAUAUGAGCGCUAGAGUCAGUUCGAUAGGAGACAAUGCUCUGGGAGGCUGGCACGCAUACAGAGCUUCUAAAACAGCACUGAAUCAGUUGACCAAGACAGUGUCAGUGGAGUUUGGCAGGAAGGACAACAUUGCCUGCAUCCUGGAACCGUGGACACUGACCUCUCACGGCCAUUUCAGAGAAAUGUCCCCAAGGGUAAGCUCUUCACGAGAGAGUUCUCUGUACAGAAGCUUCUCUCCAUCAUUGACAAUGUCAAGAAAAGCAACAAUGGCAAGUUCUUUGCAUGGGAUGGCCAAGAAAUCACUUGGUGAAUGGUGA